AUGGCCGACGUCGUUGCAGCGACUGUCGCUGCGCUCACCGGCGGCCUCGCGCUGGUCGGCGUCCGCUUUCUCCGACGCGGCCAGGCGCUUCGGGCGCUGCCAGGGCCCCGCAGCACGAGCGUCGUCUACGGGAACGCGCGCGAGUUUGGCAAGACGCGCUGGCACGACGGCCAGCGCUUCCCGGCGCCAUUUGUCUCGUGGCAAAACGACUUUGGCGGCGCGUUUCACUACCGGGUGUUCUGGCACCACCGCGUCAAUCUCAGCGAUCCAACGUCGCUCCAGCAUGUGUUUGUGGUCAACGCGGCCAACUACCCCCGCGCCAGCAUUCCGCGGGCGCUCUUUCAAAAUUUGCUUGGUGGCGACGGUCUCCUGAGCUCGGAAGACCCGGCGCACGCGGCGCAACGCAAGCGCCUCAACCCUCACUUUGCUCAGUCGAUCUUCAAAGGGUACAUUCCAGUGUUUGCGGGCGAGACCGAGACGCUCGCCUCGACGCUGGGCACGCUAACCGGACCAGUGUCGGUUCCGGACUUGAUGACGCGCCUGACGCUCAACAUCAUUGGCAAAACCGCGUUCGGCUAUGACUUUGAAACGCUCGACCCGACAAACAAACGGGCAGCGAUCGCUCUCGAGGCCUUUGAGAAGCUCAACACGCCACCGCGCUUCCUCUACACGCUCGGCCUGACGCUAUUACCCGGGUUCCAACACUGGCCGCUACCCUACUUGCGGCAGAUCCAAACCGCCAAGUCGACGCUCUUUCGCAUCGUCGAUGACGUGAUUGCACACAAGGUGGCGUCACCGGCGCCGGCCCGCGACCUUCUCGACCUCUUGCUGGCCGACGCGGCGAUGACGCCCACCGAAGCCCGGGUGCACGUCAUGACGUUUAUGUUUGCGGGCCACGAGACGACGAGCAACACGCUCUCCUGGGUGUUGGCGAUGCUGGCGACGCACCCUGCUGUCGAAGCCGCGGUCGUCGACGAGUGCCGUCGCGCCUUGGCCAACGCCGGCGGUGCCGUGUCGUGGCAGACGCUAAGCGACCUCCCUCUGCUCACAGCGACGAUCUAUGAGACUCUGCGUCUGUACCCGACGGCUCCAUUCAUCACGACCCGUCAUUGCGUUGCCGAUGAUUCGAUUCCGCGCACGGACGAUGCUCCGUUCUUCAUGCCCGCGGGAGCGCACGUGUCGUUUAGCGUCGGCGCCAUCCACCGGAAUCCACGAUACUGGACCAACCCUGAUGCGUUUGUGCCCCAGCGAUUUCUGGACGACUCGACGGAAGCUCUCGCCGACAAGGCGCUCCGAAACGGCAAGGGCAAUACGUUCACGUACAUGCCGUUCAGUGCCGGCGCCAAGAACUGCAUCGGGAAGCGCUUUGCCAUUGCUGAGAUGCAGACUGUGCUCCUCCAGUUGCUUCCCAAGUAUGCUUUCACAUUGGCGACCGAUGCCAACCUUCACCCGAAACUGACGGGCGUCACGAUCAAGCCGAGCAACUUGGUGAUGCACAUAUCGCGUCGCGCGCCAUCUUGUGCCGCAACUCUGUUCUGAGCGUGCCAGCAUUGCGCGCCUUUUCGCUGAGGAAAGAUCUCCGACACCAGUCAACGAACCCGUCGCAAUGGAUAUGUCAUCGUGACAUGUCGACUUAAAGACUCGAAAUUGGCUG
Molecule: messenger RNA, 1654 nt
Organism: Saprolegnia diclina VS20
Lineage: Eukaryota; Oomycota; Saprolegniomycetes; Saprolegniales; Saprolegniaceae
Exons: 8
Coding region: 1-1539 (512 amino acids)
Molecular function (GO): monooxygenase activity; iron ion binding; oxidoreductase activity, acting on paired donors, with incorporation or reduction of molecular oxygen
Source: RefSeq, a predicted model, not a curated record